Messenger RNA from Tachysurus vachellii, 1531 nucleotides. RefSeq names its product hairy-related 8.2 (gene her8.2). Gene Ontology annotation, biological process: regulation of transcription by RNA polymerase II; anterior/posterior pattern specification; regulation of neurogenesis. The record is from RefSeq and is a predicted model, not a curated record. NCBI's taxonomy places the organism in Eukaryota, Metazoa, Chordata, Actinopteri, Siluriformes, Bagridae. Gene Ontology annotation, cellular component: nucleus. The coding region runs from base 662 to 1240 and encodes 192 amino acids. The transcript is spliced from 4 exons. Gene Ontology annotation, molecular function: protein dimerization activity; RNA polymerase II cis-regulatory region sequence-specific DNA binding; DNA-binding transcription factor activity, RNA polymerase II-specific.
UGGAAUUUCAUACCAAAUUACCUUUAUUUGAUUUUCUCUUCACGCUGUGACAGCUUCAGAAGUCAUGCCCAUUUCUUCCCAGAAAAUCAGAGGACAGAAAAGCAAGCAAUGAACAAUAAAACUUAUUGAAUACAGUGAUUUAUACAAUUUUAGAAUCUAAUAACGUGAAAAAGCUCAUUACUGAUUCACUCAGUGGAAACCAGUACACAAUCAACAGUGGAAAACAGUAAAACAACAGCCAUAUACCUGAUUGUUUAUAUUGUACAUCUUUAUAUAUAGUUAUGUCUGUAUUUAGAAGACAGAUAACAAGAUCUGACAUGAGAGACUUGGAUGGACAUAAAGAAAGAGAGGAAAAGUAUAAAGGGGUUGUGUGUAUGUAAGAGAGAGAGAAAGUGAGAAAGCUAUUAUUGUUGUCAUGCUGUGUGUGUGUGUGUGUGUGUGAGAGAGAGAGAGAGAGAGAAAGAGAGAGAGAGAGAGAAAAGGAGAAAGUGAGAAUGCUAUUAUUAUUAUGCUGUGUGUGUGUUUGCUCUCUCCUUCCUCCAUUCACAUGCUAAUCAGAGCUGUAUAAAAUGCAGUCGCUCUGAGAGCAGCACACACUCCUCAUCAACACACACUCACACACACGUCAAUAAGUUUCACCCAGAAAUAAAGUGUGAUAGUCAUGACUGCGAUGAGUGCAACCCAGAGUGCAGACAGACAGAACAGCAGCAGGGACGAGAGGAAGCUGAGGAAGCCUCUAAUCGAGAGGAAGAGGAGAGAGAGGAUUAAUCAGUGCCUGGAGCAGCUAAGAGAGACAGUGGUGGGAGUCUUUGGGCUCGACCAGUCGAAGCUGGAGAAGGCUGAUAUUCUAGAGAUGACAGUAAAACACCUACAGAACAUCCAGAGUAAUAAAGUUACAGAACCAUUCAUGGACCAGGAGGCACAUCAGCGGUACAGCACCGGCUACAUCCAGUGCAUGCAUGAAGUCCACAACCUGCUGCUGUCCUGCGAUUGGAUGGACAAAACACUCGGUACUCGUCUCCUUAACCACCUGCUCCACUCGCUGCCCAAAUCCUCUCCGUCCAAACCCCCAGUCACUCAGUGUGAGCCAGUAACACCGGGAAUCUGUGAGGUGGACGACUCGCCAUCACCCACCAGUGUGACUCUGCCCACUCUAACUAAAGAUCCCGCCCAAUUGACUAGGCUGCCUCCCACCAAGAGCCCGCAUCUGACAGAUCAGGAAAUGUGGAGGCCUUGGUAGAACACUAUGUGUGUGUGUUUGUGUGUGUCUGUGUAUUUUACUACUCUGCUAUGUAUCUUAUAGAUAUACCUGUUGGUGAGUGUGCGGUCCAAAUUAGCGCAUCUUUCCUGAAGCUUGUUACUUCCUGUCUGAAGUAAACUUCCUGUAGCCUGCAUUGUAGAAGGCAGUUAAUGCUCCUGUGUUUAUUUAUUUGAUUAACACUGUCAUUUGUUGGAUUAAAUAAAAUCCAGAGCUAGCUCUCUGUUUGCUAGCUGACUAAUACUGUAGAGCCUGUGACCUCUAUGCUGUAUG